GCGGUGGUGGGACAGAGUCCAGGUGAAAAGAGCCAGGAACAGUCAGGGCUUGGCAGGAGCCAUCCGAACACAGCAUACAAAGCAGCAACAUGGUGUGCAAGCCAGAGUGCAUGUAACUACGAAAUCUGCACCAAAGAAAACAGAAACCUUUUUAUACCGUGUAACCACUAAGCACUGAAGAAUACAAUACGUGUGAUAAAAGAAUGGUGGUUGGAACAUGGAUUAUUGCAUUUUAUCUCCUUGGUACAGUAGCAGGUGACGAAGUUUGCUACCCCAGGCUUGGCUGUUUCUCAAAUGACCCACCCUGGUCCGGGAUACCAGGGAGACUUCUGACAGGUUUGCCUGAAUCUCCUGAAGAGAUGAACAUCAGCUUCUCUCUCUACACCAGGGAAACAGGAAAUAACUCACAGGUGAUCUCGGCAAUAAACUCCUCAACCAUCCAAAACUCACAUUUUUCCUCACGUAGGAGAACCUCCUUCAUCAUUCAUGGAUUUAGCAGCACAGGAAAAAAAGGCUGGGUGGUAGAAAUGUGCUUGCUGUUACUGGAAGUAGAAAACAUAAACUGCAUUGCUGUCGAUUGGAAAGAAGGUGCAAAAGGCACCUAUGUCUGUGCAGUGAACAACAUCCGUGUGCUUGGGGCUGAGGUUGCUUAUUUCAUAAAAACUUUACAGAAACUCUUCAGAUACUCCCCUCGUGAGAUCCACUUAAUUGGGCACAGCCUGGGCGCACACACAGCAGGAGAGACAGGCAGAAGGGUCCGAGGUAUCCGGCGGAUCUCAGGCUUGGACCCUGCUGGGCCCUAUUUUGAAGGCACUCCUCCCGAGGUGAGACUGGAUCCUACAGAUGCCAACUUCGUUGAUGUUAUUCACAGUAAUGCUGCUCACUUUCCUGCCACAGGGUUUGGAAUGUAUAACACUACUGGUCACCUUGACUUUUAUCCAAAUGGAGGAACUCUAAUGCCUGGAUGCAAUGAUUUACUUCUAGAAAUGAAACGAAGCGAUUUUGAAGCUCUAAUUGCAGACACUACAAUCUUUGGAAGCUGCCAUCACUCACGCAGCCACGAGUUUUAUUUUAAGAGUAUCCUCUAUCCCACUGGAUUCAUUGGAUAUCCCUGUGAGACAUACGAAGACUUUAAGUCAGGAGACUGUUUCCCAUGUCCCAAGCAGGGCUGUCCAAUGAUGGGGCACCACGCUGACAGGUUUCCAUAUAAACUGAAGAGAGUAAACCAGAAGUAUUUUUUAAACACAGCAGCAGAGCCACCUUUCGCUAGCUGGAGACAAAAAGUAUUUAUCAAACUGUCUGGUGUAAAAAAAAUGAGAGGGGACAUAAACCUGAUAUUCCAUGACACAGAGGGGAAUACAAAAGAAUAUGAAAUUGCCAGUGGAGUCCUCUCCGGUGACAAAGUUUAUACAAAAUACCUUGAUGUUGAAAUUGACCCCCAGAAAACUAAAAAAGUUGAAUUUCUCUGGAAUAAAACCAUAUUCACUCUGCUCUGGGCAAGAAUGGGAGCAGAAGCGGUCAAUAUAAUUCAUGGAGAAGAUGGACGUUGGUCAACUUUCUGCGGCCGUGGAACAGUGACAUAUGGAGUUCCCCAGCUACUUACACCUUGCUAGAGGUCACCAAGAGCAGCUGUUCUGUACACCACAGCUGAGUAAAUGACCAAUGUGUGUGGCAAUGACACUGUACAAGGCUAUUAAAGCAAAUUC
Molecule: messenger RNA, 1706 nt
Organism: Meleagris gallopavo (turkey)
Lineage: Eukaryota; Metazoa; Chordata; Aves; Galliformes; Phasianidae
Product: pancreatic lipase-related protein 2-like
Biological process (GO): lipid metabolic process
Molecular function (GO): lipoprotein lipase activity; protein binding
Source: RefSeq, a predicted model, not a curated record